This is a messenger RNA of Chionomys nivalis (European snow vole), 8904 nucleotides long. RefSeq names its product tetratricopeptide repeat domain 14 (gene Ttc14). Gene Ontology annotation, molecular function: nucleic acid binding; protein binding. The transcript has 12 exons. The record is from RefSeq and is a predicted model, not a curated record. The coding region runs from base 265 to 2580 and encodes 771 amino acids. Lineage: Eukaryota; Metazoa; Chordata; Mammalia; Rodentia; Cricetidae.
GAGCUCGAGCCAUGCGGACCGAGGGACGUAACGUGUCACGACACACAAGCUUAAGGCAAGCAUUCCCACUAGGCACAGCUCAAACCCUACCCCGCCUUCUGCGCCAGACACGCUUCGCGUUUCCUACGGCUUUCCGUAGUCCCGAGUCUCGCGAGAGCGUGGCAGCCCGCCGCAGAGAACGCUUCCGGGAGGUUACCGUGGCGCGGCCGAGUCUCUCGGCUUGCGGGAGCGCGGGCUCGGGAGCCGGAUUCUGGCGGGCUGGCCAUGGACCGCGACUUGCUGCGACAGUCGCUGGGCUGUCACGGCCCGGCGCUGCUGUCGCUGCUGCGGAGCGAGCAGCAAGACAACCCGCACUUCCGGAGCCUCCUAGGCACGGCAGCCGAGCCCGCCCGCGGAGCGGCACCUCCUCAGGGAGCUGGCAGGAAAGAGAAGAGAGUUGACAACAUAGAAAUACAAAAAUUCAUCUCCAGGAAAGCAGACCUGCUUUUUGCACUGUCUUGGAAAUCAGAUGCGCCUACAUCCUCUGAAGUGCAUGACGACAAUGACAAUCAUUAUGCGGUCAUGCCACCAUUAGAGCAGUUCAUGGAGAUCCCAGGCCUGGACCGGAGAGAGCUGUUUUUCCGAGAUAUUGAACGCGGUGAUAUAGUGAUUGGAAGAAUCAGCUCUAUUCGAGAGUUUGGUUUUUUCAUGGUGUUGAUCUGUUUGGGAAGUGGCAUCAUGAGGGACAUAUCUCACUUAGAGAUCACAGCUCUUUGUCCCUUAAGAGAUGUGCCUUCUCACAGUAACCAUGGAGAUCCUUUAUCAUAUUACCAAACUGGUGACAUAAUUCGAGCUGGAAUCAAGGAUAUUGACAGAUACCAUGAAAAGCUUGCAGUAUCUCUGUACAGCUCAUCUCUUCCACCACACCUAUCUGACAUUAAACUAGGUGUGAUUACUUCUGAAGAGCUACCUUUGUACUACAGGAGGAGUGUUGAACUAAAUAGUAAUUCUUUGGAGUCCUAUGAAAAUAUCAUGCAGAGUUCUCUGGGAUUUGUUAAUCCAGGAGUAGUUGAAUUCCUUCUAGAGAAACUAGGAAUAGAUGAAUCUCAUCCACCAUCAUUAAUGAGAGGCCUACAAAGCAAAAAUUUCUCCGAAGAUGAUUUUGCUUUGGCUUUAAGAAAGAAGCAGUCAGCAUCUUGGGCUUUAAAAUGUGUGAAGAUUGGGGUCGAUUAUUUUAAGGUUGGACGACAUGUGGAUGCUAUGAACGAAUACAAUAAAGCUCUGGAAAUAGACAAACAAAAUGUGGAAGCUCUGGUAGCUCGUGGAGCAUUAUAUGCAACAAAAGGAAGUCUGAACAAAGCAAUAGAAGAUUUUGAGCUAGCAUUAGAAAACUGCCCAACUCACAGGAAUGCAAGAAAAUACCUCUGCCAGACUCUUGUAGAAAGGGGAGGGCAGUUAGAAGAAGAAGAAAAGUUUUUAAAUGCUGAAGGUUACUAUAAGAAAGCGCUGGCUUUGGAUGAGACUUUUAAAGACGCAGAGGAUGCUUUGCAGAAACUUCAUAAGUAUAUGCAGAAAUCUUUGGAAUUAAGAGAAAAACAAGCUGAAAAGGAAGAAAAGCAGAAAACAAAGAAAAUAGAAACAAGUGCAGAAAAGUUGCGUAAGCUCUUAAAAGAGGAGAAAAGGCUAAAGAAGAAAAGAAGAAAAUCAUCAUCUUCCUCUUCAAGUGUUUCUUCUGCUGAUGAAUCCGUUUCUUCUUCCUCAUCUUCUUCCUCUUCUAGUCACAAACGGCAUAAGAAAAGUAAGAGGAAUCGCUCAGAGUCUUCUCGCAGUUCAAAGAGGCACUGGUCUAAGACGUCUUUGAGUCACAUAGAUCAGAAUAGGAAAGAUGACUGCUACCCAGUUCCAACUAAUACUUCAGCAUCUUUCCUUAAUCAAAAACAAGAAGUGGAGAAACUGCUAGAAAAACAGGAUAGGUUACAGUGUCCAAGCACACAAGUAAAAGAGAAAGAGCGAUGCCUUCUCACAUCUUCAGCUGAAGUGCCAGAUGACUUGGGAGGUAGGUCUGAAGACACAAGAGAUUUCUACAAUAGCUAUAAAACCCACGCAGGUAGUAGCAAAACUGAAAAGCCAUAUAAAUCAGAAAAAUAUUUCUCCAAUAGGAGAAAUUCCUUGGAUUCCUUCUGUAGGAAUUCAGAGGACAAGAUGAAAGCAUCUAGUUACCGGAGAUGUGAAAAGGACUCAGAGGGAAGAAAAGACCACUCUAGAAGGUGGGAGCCGGGGUCUGUAAAGUCCUCUACUUCACCAGCAAGUUCAGACUACUCUUGGAAGUCACUUGAAAAACACAAAAAAUACACUUACUCUGGAUCACGUGACAGUAGACAUGAGCCAAGAUAUCAGUUAAACACAAAUCAGGAAGAACGUGCGUAUGAAAAGGAGGACAGCUAUGGGGAGGGUGAUAAAACUGAGGCUCCAGAAGAGACACUGAAUAGAAGAGAGCAACCAGAAAACAGAGUUAAGAAAAAUUUACCUCAGAAUUUACUCAAUAUAUUUAAUCAGAUAGCAGAAUUUGAGAAAGAAAAAGGAAAUAAGACAAAAAAAUAAUUUGCUUAGAAAAUUUUCACUAAAUUUUCGGAAGUUUGGGGAUGCUUUAACAAACAGUUCUGGAUCUAAAAUUGUAGCAAAUUACAAGAAGUUUCUCAGUUUCAGUUAUCAGCCCCUCGUCAUAGUCAGUGAUGCAGGAGUGUGGGUCUGUGCAGACGUAACUCAUUCUGGCAGUUUAAGCUUUUCUCCUAACGCUAUUUCUGAGCACUUUGUUUCUUCAUGUUUGGGGUUUGUGAGAACCCUGUGCCUAUCAUAAUUCGCUGUUGGAGAGAAAUAUGUUUACGUUGAACAGUUGGAUUGUUUUAUCAAAAAGUACUUUAUUCUCUUUUGUUAAAAAGCCCUUAGCUUCUGAGGGGAAAUAUUUUAUGGCUAAAUGUUUCAACGGUACUAUUUUAAGUCUGUUUUGAGCAUUAAAAUUUUUGCACCAUUUCAUUUUUAAGUGAUAAAUUAUGACUUGAUUUACCUCUAACACCUGAUGUAAAUGGUUUGUGAAAAUUGUUUUCUUCCCAGCUUUAACAAAAUACCUUAAGAAUAAGACCAUGAAAGUUGGUUAAUCAGAACCUGCUUUACUUAUUUCUCCAUUAUUAUUUUUACUUAAUGGUUAUGUUCAUAAGAAAAAUUUUAACUUUAAGUAUUUACAAAAUUCUUAGGGAAUUAUAGACAAGACAGAUGAGAAUAGAAAAUAACUGCUAGUAAAAAUAGCAGCAGAGAAGCACCCUGUGAAUCUGGUUGCUUUCUGUCUUAACCUCGCAAAUGCUUGGGAAGUCAGUAGGCAUGUUUCUAAAUAGUGGAGGGCUGGCUUGCAGUUCCCUCUUCUACUCUAUUACCUUCUCUGUUGAUGUCUUUUCUCUGAAUCAUAGCGAAGGACAGAAUCAGUUCCAGGCCUCUGCGAUGGCUCAGUAGAUAAAAGACUAUCCGAACUGAUGACCUGUGUGCAAUCCUAAGACUCAAGGGCUAGGGAGAGAACUGACUCCCAAUGCGUGUCCUCUGACAGCCAUACACAAACACAGUACACACACACAAACAGCUAACGAAGGAAUCUUAGACUGCCAGAGAACAUCUCUGAAUUACUAAAAAUUGAAUAGUGGACUCUGGGGAGAUAUUAGUAGGUAUCCUAGCUGUUGUACUACGAUGCUCUUCAAUUAACCUUCUAGAACGUGUAAAUAAGCACCAGGUGGUGGUGAUACAGCCUUUAACCCCAGCCCUCUGUGAGUUCAAUCGAGGUCAGCCUGGUCUACAAGAGCAGAGCUACUUCCAGGACAGGCACCAAAGCUACACAGGAAAAAAAAAGGAAUAAGUAAAUGGCAAUGAGCUUUUAAUCUCUUCUUGGUCAUUGGAUAGGAUCCACAACUGUAGAUGGUAAUUUCUGUCCUGCCCAAUCCUGCAGCCGUUCAGUCCCAAAGAAAUACACAGAGUCUUACAUUAAUUAUAAACUGUGUAUCUUAUUGCCCAGGCUUAUUACUUCUAGCUCUUAUAACUUAAAAUUAUCCCAUAGUUCUUACACGUGUUUAGCCAUGUAGUUUGGUACCUUUUCUCAAGCAUUCUCAUCUUGCUUCUUCUGCUUCUGGAUGUCCUGCCUAUACUUCCUGCCUGGCCAAUCAGCAUUUUAUUAAUCCAAUAUGAGAGACAAAUCUUUACAGUGUACAAGAGUAUUAUCCACAGCACACCACAGACAUGCAUGAGGAAGAUGAGGGAGUGGCAGGAAAAGAGGACUCAUUGCAUGUUUGUUUAUACCAGUAAAAUACAAAACUUUAGUAAUGAUAUAUACUAUUUGUACCAAAUUAUAGUGAUAGAAAACUACUGUAAAAACACAAUAGGAAAAACCUUGAUUAAGAACAAUAAAUAAUGGCAGCAGAAAUUGGAGAAUCACUUCAAUAUUAGUUUCUGUACCCAGGAACUCAUUAUCACUAUUAUUGGGCAGGGAAAACAGUGAGCAUGUGUGCUCCAUAUGUGGAGAUGGGAGGACAACUUGAGGGAGUCAGUUCUCUUCUAUCCACAGAGCCAUUUUGACAGCCCAGCCCCAAGGAACUUUUAGGCAUGCUCAAUGUAGUAAUGGUUCCAGUUUUAGUCCUACCUAGUCCUCCAUAGUGGAGGUUUGUUGUUGUUAAAGAGUGGAAACACCUCCCUGCACGCCACUUUAUCUUUGAGAAUUCCUAGUACACCUUAUACUCUUACACAUAAUAUCUUACUUAACCCUUAGGAGAGUGCCUUGUGGGGUAGGCUAUCAGAAUUCGGAAACUACAGGCUUCCUAAUAGGAUUACAUCUUUCUUAAUAGGAAAAGACAUACUAAUUUAAGCAGUCUGCACUAAUCUAAGCAUCCAGUUCCUUGGGUUAUUUAAGGAGUCAUCACAGGAAAAAAUAUUGCGGAUUUUAAUUGAUCUUCAGUGAUGGCUUCAGUAGUUUCUUCCACAUUAAUAUGUCCAUAGUGUAUAUGUACCCCAGUUAGCUUUGUCCUGUGACUUCUGGGUGUUAAGAUAACUCCAGAUCUGUAAACAGGUUGAUCCUUUGUCUUGCCAUUUAGCAUUAUUAUAUGCGGUUGUAGUAAUUAAAUGUAAACGUGGAUGCUGGGCAUUCCAGACUAGGGGCUAGAAGUAACUCCAUAGGUAGAAAUUUACAACUUAAAGUACAGUUACUGUGCUUCAAGGCCAUUAGGUUUUGCUUAGAUCUUAUGUUACUUCAGUAAGACCUUGAUAAGUUAACCAUCCUUGUAUUACAAGAAAAAAAGCAGUGAAAAGUAAGCCUCCUGGUAAGAAACAAAACCCUUCUCUUCGUAUAACACCAAGUUUAAUGUUUUAAGUUCCUAGUAACUUACAAAGUAAUAUAUGACUAAGAAUCACAAUAUUGGUAAACAAAAUGAUGAUGGGAUUAAACGUCAUACAUUUCUGGCAGCAUUCAACUAUAAAGUGCCCACAAUUUUCUUUGCCAUUUCAGUUAUGAGACUUAACUAUACCUUCCUGUUCUGAAUUAAAAGCGAUCAUCAGUAGAAACAGAUUUACUAACACUACUGCUUUUUUUAGUAGUAACUGAGUAGUGGGUCUAAGACAAUCAUUCUUGUAAUGAGUAUUUUUCCCAAGGUUUAAAGAUAUGCUCCUUUCUCUACCUGAAUGCUAAUGUAUUUAAAUCUAGCUUUAUAGUAGUAGUUCACACUCUGAUCCAAAAAGUUCAAAGUGCUGGAAAAACUAAUUUUAAAUAUAAUAUGCAAUAUCUACCUCCAUUGUAAAUUUAAUAUGUUCAUUUUUUUCAAGAUCAGAAUAGAGACAGCAACUCAAGUUGUACUUUAUGUAUACAUGUAUAGGGAUAAAUAUAUAUGGACACACACAUAUAUACAUAUACAAUGCUUUUCUUACCGAGGGAGUAAUUAAUGAUGCUGUCUUUCCUUACAAAUUAAAACCACCACCACCACCCCACCCCCCACCCCCGCAAUAAAAGGCCUUUAACAGGUAGGUGUGUGUUACCCUCAGGAAAAAGAAUGGGGGAAUAUGGUUGUUGUUUGCUUUUUGUUUUUAAUUUUAAAAAGUAAUUUUGUGAUGAGUAAAUGAAAAUUUAGAGUAAAUGAAAAUUUCCUUAUUGAGAUAUGCAGUGACUCUUUAGAAGUAUAUUCCUGAAAGAAUCUUACUUCAUAAAUGUGUUACUUCAUAAAACAUCUAACACUAUAGACAUCAGUGUUCUAGUAAAAAAAAAAAAAACUGAUUUCCCUCUGCCUAAUCACAUGUGGCCUGCCUAGGGUUCUGCAGUUUCCUUGGGGGGGGGGGGGGGCUCCUUUGUCUGGUCUGCAGUACUUCCAAUAAUAUUUUAGUAGGCCUAUAUCGUUAAUAAAUGGAACCCCAGAAAAAAAGGAAGACUUAACCAUUAAUGAGAUUUUUAUUUGUGUUCAAAAUGUGUACAAGAGAUUAAAAAAAAAAUCAUUUGCUGGGCUUUUUUCCUUUUGGAGUACUUGAAUUACUGCCAUUACUAGCUGACCUAGAACUACUGCUUCCUGUUGGAGAUUCUGGGAAGCUGAGCUGUAAUACUUUAACUGAAGGUGGAGAAACAGGAGAAAUUGUGUCCUCAAGCGACCUAAAACAAGAAAGGAUUUACUAUAAACUUAAUGAAAAUGUACUUUAAAAAGAUCUUAUUGGCAAAAAGUAUCAUAAUUCCACAAGUAAAGAACAAGAAAAACCAUUAGUGUUAAUAAAAUUUAAAAGUAUGACCAUUCUUUCAAAAGAAAUGAACAUAGUUUAAGUAAAUAGUUCAAUAAUUGUUUCUGUGAGCGAGUCAUUUUCAACCGUAAUCAGUUUCUUAGAAUUGGAAGCAGUAGUUUAUCAAGUGGCAAAAAAGGAGGAGAAAGUGCUUGGGAAAGGCAUCAAAAUAUUAAUCUUAAGUCAUUUAAGCUGAAGAGGAAAGGAGUGUGUUGGCAAGAGAAAUGGUGAGCUUGUUUGGAAAAUAGCCAUUCAGUUCUAAAAUAAUGUGUUUUAUAAAAAGUACAGAAAACUUAAUAUGUAAUAGUAAAUAAUUCGGUUCUAAAAUAAUGUUUUAUAAAAAGUACAGAAAAUUUAAUAUGUAAUAGUAAAUAUAUUGAGUGGCUUAAAAUAUGUAGAAGCAGGUUAUUAAACUUAAAACAGUGUCUUUGAGGAUGCUUUUUUUAUUUUUCAUGAAAGUUUCGCAGACUAAUAAAAACUAGUAAAUAGCUGUCAACUGUAGGAGACUAGAAAUCCUAAAAUUAGCUAAAAGCCAACAAUGACUUAGUGUCCAUGACUUAUCCCACUAAUUUCUGGGUUGCAUUAAGCUAAGUAAGACAACCACAAAUAAAAGCUGAUUAUGUAGGAUUUCACAUGAGCAGCUCUGAUUACAAAACUGUGCGUCUAACUUGCCCUUUUACAGUUUCAAAAGAUUUAAAUUUUCUCAGAACUUGCCCAAAAUGUUAGCUGUAUCACCUCAAUUUUCACCCACCCUCGUUCCCCUAAAAUAGCUUACUGGUUACAGUGAGUGUGCCUGCAAUGUUGACAGGUGCAGGCGUCUUGCUAGACUCUGCUUGUAUAGUGAGGUUGCUGAAGGUGAGGAGAGUGGGCAGCGUUCUGGUCAGCAGCAGCCCUGAGAGUUGAGGCCCCACUUGAGUGACCUUGCCCUUACCUGAUUGACCGCAGGGAAGACUGUGAAGAGGAUCUGGAGCUCGGGCCUUUAACUGUGGGUAGUUCUAACCCAUUCUGGAAGAAUAUCAUAUUGUAAUAAUAAAAUAUCAUUAGUCCUGCAACAUUGUAGAAGAAAACUAAUUAGAUACACAGACAUUAUGCUCUCUUACCUGCUCAAAGUAUGUUUGAAGGAUGAUGUGCAUCUCAGCAUUUUCCAUGGCAUUGACUAACAUUUGGUCAAUGUCCUUGUGAAACUGUUUAAUCUCACGGAGUUGAAUGUCUUGUUCUUCUAGUGUUUCGUCAUUCGUGUCUUUCAAAAUGCGGAUUUCUCUUUUGAGUCUUCCACACUGUUAAUAAUAACAGUCAGAUAUUAAACCUAAAUUCCACCAAGUUCAGGAAAGGGGGAUGAGUGCAUCUGGUACAUGACAGAAGUGAAUGCUAGGGACAGCUCUAAGAAAUUACCUGCUUAAUCACGCGCUCUAAUUUCGGCUGCUGCUCCUCAGUCUCUUUGCGCAGUUGAAGGGAAUGAGUUUGUUUCUCUGAUAAUUUCUCUUUGAUAUUAUUUGCUAAGUGUUCUAUGACUUCAAAAGUAUUUUCCAUGCUCUGUAGAAAACAAAAUAUCAACACAUUCAUGAUCAGAAUAAAAAAGACUUAAUUGCCAAUUGCCAGGUGUUCCCUCACUUUUAAUUAUUUUAUUUGCUUAUAUAUAUACAUAUAGAUAUGUAUAUAUAUAUACUAUGUUUAGUGUAUUAAUGGAUAAGAAGUCUAAUGAUGCUGUUAGUUUUGAAUAUAAUUCCACUUGAAACUUUUUAUAGAACUGGAAAAAAUAGAAACAGUUACUUGAAAUUAUCCAGAGAUGCGUGCUGUGUGUCAUCCGUUCCCUUAGUUAGGGCCUACUUACCGAAGCAUGUUCUUCAGUCUUUGAGAGGUUUGCUCUAGUAUCUGCUGUCACUAGAUUUUCUGUUUUAAACUUUGUUUUUUAAAUCUUAUUGUGCUCUUUAAGUGAUUCAGUAAAGUCACUUAGUAAUGGUUAGUGAAUAAGUCAUAAUUGUUUAGAUGUGGUUGAUAACUAAUAAAGUUAUUGGCACCCAGCAAUAGGAUUUUAACUGAUUUACUUAAAUGUUUCCUUCGCUUCUUUUUAAGUGAGGUGUGUGUUUCUUAUGGUCUGCUUCCCUAAGAUGCUUUUCAUACAAGACUGAGUAGUGAUAAUGGUAG